This is a messenger RNA of Ogataea angusta, 864 nucleotides long. RefSeq lists its product as uncharacterized. Bases 1 to 864 code for a protein of 287 amino acids. Gene Ontology annotation, biological process: mitochondrial L-ornithine transmembrane transport. The record is from RefSeq and is a predicted model, not a curated record. The transcript has a single exon. Lineage: Eukaryota; Fungi; Ascomycota; Pichiomycetes; Pichiales; Pichiaceae. Gene Ontology annotation, molecular function: L-ornithine transmembrane transporter activity.
AUGAGCGACGAGUACCGAGCGUUGAAGGACGUUUUUGCCGGCACGAUGGGCGGCAUUGCCCAGGUCCUGGUUGGCCAGCCGUUUGACACCACCAAAGUGCGUAUCCAGUCCGCUGAGGGCCACGUUUCUCCCGUCACCGUGGUGCGCCAGCUGCUGACCAACGAGGGUCCUAUGGCCUUCUACAAAGGAACACUGACUCCGCUGAUCGGAGUCGGGGCCUGUGUGUCUGUGCAGUUUGGUGUCAACGAGUUCAUGAAACGGACGUUUUCGAGUCUGAACGGUCCCGGAAACCCGAUCAGCAUGCCUCAAUUCUACGUGUGCGGAGCAGCAGCAGGAUUUGCAAACGGCUUUAUAGCCGCGCCAAUAGAGCACAUCAGAAUCAGACUGCAAACGCAGACGACCGGCGCCAAGACGUUCAGCGGGCCUUUAGACGUAAUCAGGAAGCUGUACCAUGCGGGCGGCAUCAAGCUUAUUUAUAGAGGUCUGGGUCCCACGCUCGCCAGAGAAAGUUUGGGUAGCGGAGCAUAUUUUUUGACUUUUGAAGCUCUCGUGAAAAACGAGAUCGAGUCGCGGAAUAUCGCCAGAAAAAACAUCGAGAACUGGAAACUCUGUGUCUUUGGAGCGCUGGCGGGCUACGGCAUGUGGCUCAGUAUUUAUCCCAUCGAUGUGAUCAAGUCCAACAUGCAGACCGACAACUACAAGAGGCCGGUCUAUAGAAAUGCUGUCGAGGCUUUUAGGGGAAUCUGGAGACAGAGCGGUGCGUGGGGACUCGUCAAAGGGUUCUCGCCGACGAUUCUGAGAGCUGCCCCGGCCAACGCGGCUACUUUCCUGGCCUUUGAGAUUACCAUGCGGUAUUUGAACUAG